Messenger RNA from Phlebotomus papatasi, 1328 nucleotides. Its product is annotated as aminomethyltransferase, mitochondrial. Gene Ontology annotation, biological process: glycine catabolic process. NCBI's taxonomy places the organism in Eukaryota, Metazoa, Arthropoda, Insecta, Diptera, Psychodidae. Gene Ontology annotation, molecular function: protein binding; aminomethyltransferase activity. The record is from RefSeq and is a predicted model, not a curated record. Bases 1 to 1221 code for a protein of 406 amino acids. The transcript has 3 exons. Gene Ontology annotation, cellular component: mitochondrion.
AUGACUGCAUCCAGGAUUGUUUUGAGACACUUCGGAAGGAGUUUACAGGUCACAAGAGGAUUUGCUUCAAAUGCUGCAGCAGAAAAGACCUCCCUCUAUGACUUCCACGUGGCGAAUCAGGGUAAAAUGGUGAAUUUCGGAGGAUUCCUGCUGCCUGUUCAGUAUGGAGAUUUUGGUAUUGCUGCAUCACACAAUCACACGAGGACACAAGCAUCGAUCUUCGAUGUCUCCCACAUGCUUCAGACCUAUGUCAGAGGAACUGCUGCCAUUGAUUGCUUGGAAUCCAUAAGUACAGCAGAUAUUGCAGGCUUACCUCAUGGCUCCUCAACCCUAACAGUCUUCACAAAUACAAAGGGUGGCAUCCUAGAUGACCUAAUCAUCACUCGCCUUUCGGAUUCCGUGCUGUACAUUGUAUCAAAUGCCGGAUGUCGCCAGCAGGACAUGGAACUCAUGUCUGAGGCAGCUGAACGCUUCAGACGUCGCGGGAAGAAUGUCGAUGUGGAAUUUCUGGAGCCGAAAGAUCGUGCUUUGCUAGCUGUCCAGGGACCAGAUGCCGUGAAGUGCCUCCAGGAGGUUUGUGACUAUGACUUGCGCUACCUGCACUUCAUGACAUCCACCAAGGCAGAUGUGGCGGGAAUUGAGAAUUGCCGGGUGACUCGAUGUGGAUACACUGGGGAGGAUGGAGUGGAGAUUUCUAUUCCUGCCGAUCGUGCUGUUCACAUUGCUGAGACACUCCUGGGCAGUCGAGGGAGUUCUGUGAAGAUGGCAGGACUCGGAGCACGAGAUUCACUGAGACUAGAAGCUGGACUUUGUCUCUACGGGAGUGACAUUGACCAGGAAACUACGCCGAUUGAGGCGAAUCUUGCAUGGCUCGUGGCGAAACGACGAAGAACCGAGGGGAACUUCCCAGGAGCUAAGAUUAUCGUGGAUCAGCUGAAAAAUGGUUGCUCAAGACGUCGCAUAGGGAUUCGCUCAAUGGGAGGUCCACCAGCCAGGCACGGCGUUGAAGUCUUCACAAAAGACACAAAGGAGAAGCUUGGAAGCAUCACCAGUGGAUGUCCAAGUCCAACUGCAGGAGGAAAUGUUGCGAUGGGGUAUGUUAAAGAGUCUCACAAAGCCACUGGGACGAAGGUUCAGCUGAAGAUCAGGGAGAAAUUCUUCCCGGCUGAAGUGGCCAAGAUGCCCUUCGUUAAGGCCAAUUACUACACAAAGCCCAAGUAACUGAUUUUCAAGGACUCUCCUGGAAGGCUCUCUGAAGUAAUUUUAUUUUUAUAACUUCAAAUUAUGCGAAUUUUAUGUUUUAUGCUUUAUAAUAAAUUCUACAACUC